CUACCACUGCAUGUAAUUGACAUAGAAAUGUGCAAUCUCAAUGUAACAGUAAAAACUUCCCAUUCGUUACCAUGAGUGUGACAUGUGGCGUCUCGAGGGGUAUGUUUUAGGUGCUUAAAGUAGGCUGAAAAUAAUGUUAGGGCUGUUUAACAGAAGGAUGGCGCUUUUCAGGUUUACGGUCGUGUUUCUGGCUUUAACGUGCCUUAUGAUGGGCCAAAUGAUGGUGCAUGGUAGAAACGCCGGGGACCGGGGACUGGUUUAUGACGACGACGAGUUCACUGAACGUCAAGCAAGAAAGGCUGUCCUUGAGCAUAACAAGCGUUCUUCUUCAAGCUCGUCUGAGUCGUCUGAGUCGUCUGAGUCGUCUGAGACGUCUGACUCGUCUGAUGAACCAUUUGUAUCACUUGCAUGUGAAAAUAAUGGACCUAUUGCGAUUGAGUGUCAACCUGGCGAAGAAAUAACUAUCGUCGGAGUUACAUAUCGCCGUCAAGCUACGCUCACUUGUCCUCCAUCAAACGACAGCGAUUUCGACUGUUCAUCGGAGGAAGCCCUGUUUAACGUCAAGGACCGGUGUGAAUCUCAGUUAAAAUGUCAGUUUCAUACAGGCCCAGUAGUCUUAGGCACAGAUCCAUGUCCGGAUACAGACAAGUACAUCGAAAUACUCCACAUGUGUACACCUGUGGGAUAAAAGAGCGAGACCCGUAGAAUUUAGAAUUUAUUUGUGGAAUGGUGAGGAGAGACUUUUGGGAAGAUCUGAGGGUUCUGUUUUAAACAAAGAGGUUAAGUAAUUCCGUUAAAUAAGAAGGAGUUAAUCAUUUCAGGCACUUAAAGGUUAAAACAAGGUUCUUGAACUCAAUUCUAGCGCGGACAAGUAACCAGUGUAGUUUUUUUCAGAAUAGGGUAGAUAAUUAUGUUCACUUAAACGAGAUCUCGUAACAAGCCGUGCGGCAGAAUUUUGGAUUCU
Molecule: messenger RNA, 964 nt
Organism: Strongylocentrotus purpuratus (purple sea urchin)
Lineage: Eukaryota; Metazoa; Echinodermata; Echinoidea; Camarodonta; Strongylocentrotidae
Exons: 4
Coding region: 134-688 (184 amino acids)
Molecular function (GO): carbohydrate binding
Source: RefSeq, a predicted model, not a curated record